AUGGGUUACAAAUGGACGGUGGAACCUCAAAACCCAGCCCCAAAACUCGCCAAUAUUAGAACACACUAUCCUCUUCCUUUCCCUUAUUCCUCUCUCCCUUCCAUUCAUUACCCCACCCUAAUCCAUUCCCACCCCCUCACGGCGAGGCAGCGCAAGGUGGCCCCCCUUGCAGCCGCCGCCGCCGCCGCACCACCAGCCAUGACCGACCACCACCAUCACACCAGGUUCUCCUCCUCCUCCUCUUCUUCUUCUUCUUGUAUUUCGUCGCCGCCAAGCGAGUCGGACGAGGAGUUGCAGCACAUGCCACUGGCGCCGCCGCUGUGGAGGAACCGGAAGAGGCUGUCGAAGCAGCUGUCGAUGUGCGAGAAGCCGAGGGACAUUGCGUGGGAGAGGAGGCGCAUGCAGGAGCGGCGAAGGAGCUCCACCGUGUGCGAUGAUCUGACCGAUGAGGACCUGAAUGAGCUUAAAGGGUGCAUAGAACUUGGCUUUGGAUUCAACGAAGAAGAUGGUCAGAGACUCUGUAACACCUUGCCUGCACUCGACCUUUAUUUCGCUGUUAACCGUAGGUUGUCCCCCAGCCCCGUCUCCACCCCUCAGAGCGCCUCUUCCCUCGGAGGCCGUUCUUCUUCUUUCGGAAGCCCCAGGAGCGACUCUGACUCCUGGAAAAUUUGUAGCCCAGGGGAUGACCCUGAACAUGUGAAGACCAAGUUAAGGCACUGGGCUCAAGCCGUUGCUUGUUCUGUGAUGCAGUCUUAUUGAGAGAAAGUGAGGGGUGUCUUGUACAGAUCGAGAUAGGAAGAAAAAAUUAAGAUAAUUAAGAAACCAUGGAAAAGAGGAGGCUGGGGUUAAAGUACAAUUGGAUUGUUCCUUCUGGGGAUUUUCGUUGGAGACUAACUAUUUGAAUGGUUGGAUUUAAUUGGAACCAAAUUGGAAGUUGGUUUGAGCAAAAUGGUCUAACCAAUUAAUCACCCCAAUUUUCUUCGUCUUUUUUUUUUUUCCCUCUCUUCACAAGUUGUUUAAUAUAAAUCACAAAUUGUCUUCCGCAGGGUCUGUUAAUUCGUAUAGCAAUUUUUGGGUCAUAUGGUAAAAUACAAUAGAAUACGGGGGUAUGGGCUCUCCUUUCCAUAUAUUGUCAAGAUAUACUCAAGAGACGUCACACACCUAUCAUGAGUAGAUGUGAGUGUUCUACCCAUCUUUAGCUUAGGACAUCCUUUGACUCGCCGUGACUUGAUUGUAAUAAUACAUAUAUAAAGAGAAGAAGUCUCAUUGCAAAAUGUAAUUUCUAUUUGUUUCACUCUCA
Cajanus cajan (pigeon pea) is the source of this 1300-nucleotide messenger RNA. Its product is annotated as 1-phosphatidylinositol-4,5-bisphosphate phosphodiesterase epsilon-1, putative (DUF1685). NCBI's taxonomy places the organism in Eukaryota, Viridiplantae, Streptophyta, Magnoliopsida, Fabales, Fabaceae. The record is from RefSeq and is a predicted model, not a curated record.